UCUCUCAUAUUAAACUAUCUUAAAGGGGAAACAUUUGAACAAGGUCGUAUUAUUUGAAGGAUUGAGAUCAAAUCUGGUAAAAACGAUCAUCUUACAGUGAAUAAAACGGGGCGGAAAAAAUGACGUAGGCUUCACAGCAGGUUUUGAUCGGGGUUUCCUGUACCUCGUACUUUGAGUUGCCUAGUACUGGAGCCGACCAAGGCGAUCAAGACUCCCAAUUAAGAGUCCAGCGUCCAGACCAGCAGGCGGUGCUAGACAUUUCGCCGACAGCGCGGUUGAGGCAGAGAGGAAAAGCUUGGGUCUUCUUGACGCCACGUAAUCUCUUUGUGUUGAAUGAGCUCGCUGCUCGUCAGUGUCGCCGAGCGCUGGUGCUGAAAGGACAGCUCCGCCGCACAGAAGCCGACUGAAGGAAUGUAUUUCAAGAUGCUGAAACUGAAGCUCCUCAAUACCAUUGCUCCUGCCUACUUCUUCACAGCCACGGUGGUCACGUUCGCCCUGCACUUUUAUUUCUUCAUACCGACCAUUUUUGACAGACCCGGGGCCCGCCCCAGCGCAUCCACGCUGCUCCACGCCGCCAUCUUCCUCUUCCUAAUGCUGAACGCGCUGGGCAACUACGUCAUGACCAUCCGCUAUCCGGCAGAAAGCGCCAACGAGAGCGUGGUGCCCGUGUGUUCGCCCGACUGCCCGGAUCGGGUGGAUGCCCAUUACCUCCUCAACGAUCGACACUUUUGCAAGCUCUGUAAAAAAGUGAUCUUGAAAAGAGACCACCACUGCUUUUUCACAGGGAACUGCAUUGGAAACAAGAACAUGCGGUACUUCAUUAUGUUUUGCAUCUACACCUCAGGGACCUGUUUGUACUCUUUGGUGCUGGGUGUGGCAUACCUGACUGUGGAAUAUUCUAUUUCUUUCGAGAAUCCUUUGACCUUCCUCACCCUUUUGCCUCUUUCCAUUGGUUACUUUUUCUUAGGUGCGGUCUCCGGCCUGCAGUUCUUCCUCGUCCUCAUGCUGUACGUGUGGCUGGGCAUCGGCCUGACCUGCGCGGGGUUCUGCUGCCAGCAGGUCCUGCUGGUGGCGCGGGGGCAGACCUGGUGCCAGGUGUGGAAGGGGCACCUGGUGGAAGCGCGCAGCUCCUGGAGGGCCAACCUGAGCGACGUCUUUGGGUCACGCUGGGUGCUGGGGCUCUUCGUGCCCGUGCAGACUGUGGAGGCCCAGCUGGCUGACGAGAAAAAGCACGAGUGAGGAUGGGCGCCGCACGCUGUUGUGGUGGGUCUGUGUCCCAUGUCCCUCUUUCACAUGCUCUGAGAACGUGUUCUGGAUAAACCCAGCACUGCUGUAUAAAACAGUUCACAAUCGAUUUGAUUUUUGUCUUUUGCUGACAGUAAAUCCACAUGGGCUUUGUUGUGCAACUAUUUUAGUAUAUAAAAAUAUCACUUUGUUCUAAUUGAUUGGAACGCCAGCUUAUUGUCAUAGCUUUAUUUUUAAUUUCUCAUGUUGCGGUUAUAUUAUAUGACUCAAAAUCAAGGCUUAUGGUGAAGAGAGGAGAAAAUGCUACAGCUGCCAUACCAUCAGUACAAUUCUGCCAAAUACACUCAGCACAGUGAAGAAUUCCUUAUAUACUUGGCUUCCCUCCACAAGUAGCAUAGCCUCUUGUAAUGGUUUAUGCAGAAAUCCUUUAAAACUAUGCACUGAAGUCAUUAUUAGCGUUUUUUAUUUUUCUGGAGAGUAUGGGUGAGUAGUAUUUCUGGUAUGGUAUGAUAACAAGAAGACAACAAUACUCUUGAAAACAUGCUCAUUUUCUCUCUCUCCUUGCAAACAGGAGGCAAUGAAUGUUUGUACUGAUGCAGAACAUUCAGUGAUGAUAUGCAGUGUUGGCACAGCCUAAAGUGCAGAAUGAAGGAGGUUAUAAAACUCUCAGUGCUGAUAGCAUUGCUCUGUUGAAUAACACUGAGCAUAACACAGUAGCAUGGCAUGGUACACUCAGCAAGGAUGGUGGUUAUAAUCGACCGUGUCAUAUGUUUAUAUUAAGCACUUUAAGGUGAUUGGUUUUAAAGGAUCUAUAUAAAUAAGGUUUAUUAUUCUUAAAAUUAAUUGAAGUGUAUAUCUUUUUGUCCAUUGAUAUUUAAAUGUUAUUGUUUUAACAAUGUUUCUUUCAGCAUUUCUAACUACAGAUCCUCUUUGAAACAGGCAUGAACAGACUAUCUUCCUUCCAGCAAGGGUAUCACCAGUGCUUCCAUUCCUGUUGUGUGCUGGGGUGGUACGAACCCAGGGGAAUGUUGUCAUCUUCCAGCCCUAAACUUUUGAGACAAUCACUAAUGCAUUGCAGUCUACCAAUGCCUCACAAUUUCCCACCUCAGAAAAAAUUGUAACUGUAAAAUAAGAAACAUAAACAUGCACAGCAACAAUGAAGGAUAUGUAUGCACAGAACUGAGCGUUGAAGGCAGUGUUACUAUAGAGUGGCUCAAGCACAUUCAAUUUGCCUGUAUUCAGCACUAUUUCCCAAAUAGUUUAUCAGUAGAAGGUUCUCUCUGGCAGAAAAUAGGAGUUCAUCCACACUAUUGGUGUUGUCUGUGAAAAAGACUAAAUUUGCAUUGAAUUCAGGAAUUACUAGUUUUCCUUUGGUGUUCAUCUUAAAGCAGAAGGGCUACUCACUACUCUCUUACGAGGUUAUAAAAUUAAGACUGGAAAUCACAGGAAACCAAGUAUAUACUGAACAUAAAAAACAUAAAGAACCUUAACGACCUAAAACAACAGCACAAUAAAGUUUUCAGGAAGAUGUCAGUCGUUUUUCUAGCAGAUGAACUGACAUUUGAUAACAGACAUGACACAGGGGAAUUCAUUAUACUGAUUAUCAUUUGUCAUCACCAACAGUGUUUGACGCUCAACGAUCGACGAGCAACUGGGAAAGUUACAGGCUAGCACCACUGUUGGAAGCAAUACAUCUACAAUGCAUGCUUUACACCAGGUUGCAGGACAGCAUAAUUGUCAACUUCGCAGAUUGCAAAAAAGCGAUUGUUACAUGACCUGCGUGAGGAUGUGUUGUCUUGCUGGAAUAUCAUCAUGUUGGGAUAACAAGGCUCCAGGGAGGGCAGCAGUGAGGUCCCAAGACUAGAUCAGUGGAGCGCUAUGCAGUCAAGGUUCCGUCAAUCGAUAAAGGCAUUCUGUUGUUAAAAUGUGAGGCAUAUUGGUUUCCUUCUGCAUUUUUAAUUCUUGUUUUUACCAGGCUUAACAUUCCACAGACUAAAUCAUCUGUGUCCAAUCAACUCUCUCACUAAUGAAGUGAUUAAGGGUUUUGCCAGCAGUCAAAAGCCACUCAGCUAUCAUCGUCAGACAUGAAAGUUCAGUUUACCAAAACAUUUGAUCAAUAUCCAUGAUCCACAUCCUUUUUCGAAAAGCAUGCAUCCAUAAACAUAAUGAUACAUUUAUUUAAAUGCUCUGUAUAUGAUAAAAUGUGCAGUUUUGCGAUAGUAACCUUAUCUUCAAGACACAGUGCAUAUAGCUGAACUUUUAUUGAUGGGAACUAUUACAAAACAUAAAACCCUCGAGAGGAUUUUCAUUAUCAUGCAUUUAUGUUCAAGUGUUGCUCUUUGUCUGUAGCAAAACCAUUGUGAAAUACGAGUUGGAUUAGCAAGGGAUGUCUGUGAAGUGCUUGCUUUUUAGUCAAGAAAAUAUUUUUUAAAGAUUUUAUCCCAGAUUUCUGCCAAAGUAAAGACGUUUAUAAUCACACAUUUCUCUACUUUAAGAAUUGGUGUAAUAUUAUAACUUUUUAAGAAUUUCAAACAAUCUAAGAACCUUUUCUUAGUCAAGUAUUAUUAAAAAUAGUUCAGAGUCCUUUCAUUUUUUUAAUUAAAUACAUAAGAAUUAUGGACAAUGCCAAAAGUAAUCAUGGACAACAAAUCAAAUGUGAAUAUGAAACCAAAAUGUGCCAAGAAAUUAGGAAAUAUGCUUCUACAAAUUUACCAUGUGUACAGUAUAGAAUAAUACUUUGUGUCAUAGUUUGUAUCAUAGAGGAUGGUUUGUCAACUGUCUUUGUUAAACUUGAAAUAGUUUUUAAAUCUUCCAGAAUUAGAAAAGUUUUUAAGAUAUAUUUUUCAAAGACAUUGGGUGGUGUCAUAUGAUAGUAUUGUGUUCUCUGUAAUUUUAACUAAAGCUGAUAAGUACAUUAAAAAAAUUAAAACAUCUUUAAAUCAUGGUUUCAAUGGUAGGACCCAUCAUUAAGCUAAGACUUCAGGAGUUAAAGAUGAUAAAUAUAUUGGGAGACUGAGAUAAGGGGUUAGGAAGGGCUUUGUGAUGAAACUUUGUAUUUUUGAAAAGCAAAUCCUUUGUAGGCUAUUAUAAUUGUCUCUCGUUGUACUUUAUUCCUGUUGCAAAAAUAAACUUAAAACAUUG
Molecule: messenger RNA, 4386 nt
Organism: Lepisosteus oculatus (spotted gar)
Lineage: Eukaryota; Metazoa; Chordata; Actinopteri; Semionotiformes; Lepisosteidae
Gene: zdhhc22
Product: zinc finger DHHC-type palmitoyltransferase 22
Biological process (GO): protein palmitoylation
Cellular component (GO): Golgi apparatus
Molecular function (GO): palmitoyltransferase activity
Source: RefSeq, a predicted model, not a curated record